Messenger RNA from Pseudovirgaria hyperparasitica, 660 nucleotides. RefSeq names its product dnaJ chaperone-like protein. Lineage: Eukaryota; Fungi; Ascomycota; Dothideomycetes; Acrospermales; Acrospermaceae. The transcript has 3 exons. The record is from RefSeq and is a predicted model, not a curated record. The coding region runs from base 1 to 660 and encodes 219 amino acids.
AUGUCCAAUGCGAUCCUCGAGAUCAACUCGAAAUCCACUCAGCAACAGAUUCGCGAUGCUUAUAAAAAAGCAGCUCUCAAACAUCAUCCCGAUCGUGUCCCUGAAGGCGAUCCCCAGCGAUCUACCCGUACCAAGCGAUUUCAGCAAAUAAACGACGCCUACUACACCCUCUCCGACCCGACUCGACGCCGAGACUACGACUCCGCACGCGCCUUCCACGGUUUCUCCUCUGCUCCUGACCCCGCUGAGGAUACUCCACAAUCGCAACCAGGCGGUGGCUUCCCAUGGUCCUCCUUCGGUUUCGGCAGUGGGCGCGGCACAGCUCCCAGCGAGACUGAACACGAGACAUUCAGCAAUGAGCAAUUUGGUAACGCUUUCGAGGAGAUGCUACACGAGCAGGGUAUGGCAGAUGGCGAGAGCCGACCAACGGGCAAGUUCUGGAGCGUAGUGGGUGGACUGAGUGGGGGUGCGAUGGGUUUCAUCAUAGCAAAUUUUCCUGGUGCGGUUGCGGGUGCUGUGGCUGGCAACAGGCUAGGCGCUGUACGGGAUGCUCGGGGGAAGAGUGUAUACGCAGUGUUUCAAGAGCUGCCGCAGGCGGAUAAGGCACGGAUGUUGAGUGAUCUUGCAGCAAAGGUUUUUGCCCAUGCGGUGGGGUCAUAG